Messenger RNA from Verticillium alfalfae VaMs.102, 1572 nucleotides. RefSeq lists its product as hypothetical. Gene Ontology annotation, molecular function: transmembrane transporter activity. The transcript is spliced from 4 exons. Lineage: Eukaryota; Fungi; Ascomycota; Sordariomycetes; Glomerellales; Plectosphaerellaceae. Bases 1 to 1572 code for a protein of 523 amino acids. The record is from RefSeq and is a predicted model, not a curated record. Gene Ontology annotation, cellular component: membrane.
AUGGCCGAUCACGAAAAUACACCACACCCUCCAGUGAUAGCUGAGACGGGACAGCGGUCGGUCAAGGAUGAGACUCGCGAAAACGCCUGGAUUCGCUUGAUGACCAAGGUGCACUGGUAUCCCCAGGACAUGCCCUCCAAGGAGAAGAAGCUCGUGCUCAAACUCGACCUCAUGAUCCUCGUCUACGGCUGUCUAUGCUUCUUCACAAAGUAUCUGGACCAGGCAUCGCUGACCAACGCCUAUGUGACCGGCAUGCGAGAGGAACUGGGAAUGUUUGGGAACGAGCUCAACUACGCCGUCAUCACCUUCUGGUCGUCCUACUGCGUCUUCAUGAUUCCCGCCUGCUACUACCUCACCCGCUACCCCGUCAACGUUGUGCUGCCCCUCUGCGAAAUCGGCUGGGGCACGGCCACCUUUGGACUCGCCUGGGCCCAAAAUGUCGACACGCGCGAGAUUGCGCGCCGCGUAGCACUCUUCUACAUGGCCGCGCCCUCGCACCAUGUUCGCCGGCUACCGCAAGACGGCGGCGUACCGCGGCCUCACCGGCGUCGGCCGGCCUCUCGGGCUGGCGCCGGGCUCUUCAUCGUCGAUGCCAUCAUCCACAAUUCCCCAUCUCGUUUCUCGGCUUCUUCGUCUUCCCGGACGUGCCGCACCGGUCGCGGCCCGCGGUGCCUGUCACCAGACGAGCACGCCUUUGGCCGCGCGCGGCUCGCCGGCCAGACGGCGCCGUCGCAGCUCAAGGUGUCGCGCGACAUCUUUGCGCGCGUCUUCCGCCGCUGGCACUGGUACCUCUUCGUCGCGCUCUGGUCGAUCGGCAACCAGAACAACCAGAUUCCCGGUUCGCCCUUUAGCUUGUAUCUACGGGCCAACAAUGACUUGUACAGCGUCACGCGCAUCAACACGCUCCCGACAGUGGCGACGGCCGUCUCCAUCGUCACGGCCUUUACAACAUGUGCCGUCGCCGAUCGCAUUGGGCGUUUCUGGCCGCUGCUGCUGGCCGUGUCGGUGCCGACAGUCGUGGCGCACGCGCUGCUCGUAACGUGGCAUAUCGGUGAGGCAGGACGCGUCGCGGCCUUCACGAUUGGCGGAUUCGAGGGUGCGCUGUUCCCACUGACCAUGGCGUGGGCGACGGUGGCCAUGGCGGGGGACGCCGAAGAGAGGGCUGUUGUGACGGCGAGCAUGAAUGCCAUCGGGCAGGCGAUUGUCGCAUGGAGUCAGUUGCUGCAGUUUCCGGCUGUCGAGGCACCACGGUUCAAGAAGGGGUUCCUCGCCAAUCUAUUUCGUCCACUGCCCCUCCGGGAAGGUGAUAGAACAGUCUCAGCCGACGCCGUCUCAGUGGCUGGCGUCGACGGUGCUCCCCCGCGAUUUUACCCCGCCGUUAUCUCUGGGUCGGUUGUCUGCAUGUCGUCUCUGCUCGUCCUGGUCCCUGUCUCACCUCGCGUCGCCUUCGCUCGCGGCCACCUCCGCUUCGGGGUUGGUCUCCCCCUACUGGCGAGGAGCAGCUUAUCAGCGCCGUCACCUCCAAAGUGGGGUAGAGAGUGCAUGAUGGGAGUGCCAUGCGACGGCAGCUGA